This is a messenger RNA of Drosophila persimilis, 1215 nucleotides long. It is a transcript of the gene Tbp, whose product is annotated as TATA-box-binding protein. The coding region runs from base 65 to 1102 and encodes 345 amino acids. NCBI's taxonomy places the organism in Eukaryota, Metazoa, Arthropoda, Insecta, Diptera, Drosophilidae. Gene Ontology annotation, molecular function: RNA polymerase II general transcription initiation factor activity; DNA binding. The record is from RefSeq and is a predicted model, not a curated record. Gene Ontology annotation, biological process: DNA-templated transcription initiation. The transcript is spliced from 2 exons.
UCGUCUAUCUGCGUCUCAAGUUAAUUGUAUACGCGUCUCACCGUCUUCAGAAAUAGCCAGCAACAUGGAUCAAAUGCUAAGUCCAAACUUCUCGAUUCCGAGCAUUGGAACGCCAAUGCAUCAGAUGGAGGCUGAUCAACAGAUUAUAGCAAAUCCCGUUUAUCAUCCUCCGGCAAUACCACAGCCAGAACCUGCAAUAUCCGCCCCAGUACCAGUAGCGGGACAACAGCAGCAGCCAGAUGCCAGCAACGCUACAACCGGCGGCAGUGGACUUUUUGGCCACGAACCGUCAUUGCCCUUGGCCCACAAACAAAUGCAGAGCUACCAACCCUCAGCGUCAUAUCAGCAACAGCAGCAGCAGCAGGGACAACCUGCUGGAGGCACUACACCGCAAUCUCUAAUGCAGCCACAGACUCCACAGAGCAUGAUGUCGCACAUGAUUCCCAUGAGUGAGCGCAGUGCGUCAGGAGUGGGGGCAGGAGAUUCCCUCAGCAACAUACACCAGACCAUGGGUCCAGCAACCCCCAUGACACCGGCAACGCCUGGCUCAGCAGACCCCGGAAUUGUUCCUCAGCUUCAAAAUAUUGUGUCCACAGUGAAUUUGUGCUGCAAGCUGGAUCUGAAAAAGAUUGCACUACAUGCAAGAAACGCCGAGUACAACCCAAAACGUUUUGCUGCCGUCAUCAUGCGUAUCCGUGAGCCUCGCACAACCGCUCUGAUUUUCAGCUCCGGCAAAAUGGUAUGCACCGGCGCCAAAAGUGAAGACGACUCAAGACUGGCGGCGCGGAAAUACGCUCGCAUCAUACAGAAGCUGGGAUUCCCGGCGAAAUUCCUCGAUUUCAAGAUUCAAAACAUGGUUGGCUCGUGCGAUGUUAAGUUUCCCAUAAGACUGGAGGGCCUGGUGCUGACGCAUUGCAAUUUCAGCAGCUACGAGCCUGAGCUCUUUCCAGGUCUGAUCUAUCGUAUGGUGCGUCCGCGUAUUGUGCUUCUCAUCUUCGUUUCGGGGAAAGUGGUGUUGACGGGCGCAAAAGUCCGACAGGAGAUCUACGAUGCCUUCGACAAAAUAUUUCCCAUAUUGAAAAAGUUCAAAAAACAGUCAUAACAAGGUUAAGAAAUUAUUAGUUCUGUAAAGUGUGCGUAUAGGGAAAAUAGUUUUUCUAAGUUAAUAUGUUUACUUCGCGUGUAUCUCUAAAUAAAACUAAUUAGUUAGCUGUA